Molecule: messenger RNA, 576 nt
Organism: Dioscorea cayenensis subsp. rotundata (Guinea yam)
Lineage: Eukaryota; Viridiplantae; Streptophyta; Magnoliopsida; Dioscoreales; Dioscoreaceae
Product: perakine reductase-like
Exons: 5
Coding region: 1-576 (191 amino acids)
Cellular component (GO): cytoplasm
Source: RefSeq, a predicted model, not a curated record
AUGGUACCUUCGUUCAUCACCUCCUUCUCCACGGCCUCGUUCCAACGGACAACGCUCUCCAGCGUCUCCUCGAAGCCUGUGUGCUACUCUUCUCCUCUCGCUGAGUCGUUGCUGAGCUCCAAGUGCUUGGGCUUAUGUUGUGCUGUUUUUGUUGUUUUCCUGACAAUGGCCUUGCAAGAAACCCUGCUUCUUGAUCUAAGUUUCUUGUGUACUCAUUUUAUUGAUGAGUUUUUGGUUUCACAUCCGAGGUUCACUGGGGAGAACUUGGAGAUGAACAAAACGCUAUAUGUUAGAGUUGAAAAUUUGGCUAAGAACCAUCAAUGCAGCACUGCUCAACUAGCUCUGGCUUGGGUUCUUCAUCAAGGGGAUGAUGUUGUUCCUAUCCAUGGAACAACCAAAAUCAAGAAUCUGGAUAGUAACAUUGGUGCUUUAGAAGUAAACCUGACAGAGGAAGACUUGAAAGAAAUUUCUGAUUCAGUAUCAGAAGAAGAGGUAGCAGGUUCUAGAUCUUUUUUUGAAAGUUCUGAAAAAUUCAGCUGGAAAUAUGCAAACACACCACUUCCCAAAUUAGCUUGA